Cryptomeria japonica (Japanese cedar) is the source of this 438-nucleotide messenger RNA. RefSeq lists its product as uncharacterized. The transcript has a single exon. Gene Ontology annotation, molecular function: nucleic acid binding; RNA-DNA hybrid ribonuclease activity. Bases 1 to 438 code for a protein of 145 amino acids. The record is from RefSeq and is a predicted model, not a curated record. Lineage: Eukaryota; Viridiplantae; Streptophyta; Pinopsida; Cupressales; Cupressaceae.
AUGGAGAAGCUUCUAAGGGAGAAUGCUCUGGUCUACAAUUGGAAAAAGCCGCAAUAUGCCCCUUUGGUGAUGGAUUGCACUUGGGUUAGGAUAUGGAAUUUUCCUGACAAUUUCCUUCAAUGCGACAAUUCUAAAAGGUUGGAGAGGUUAAACACUAGAUGGUUGGCCCCUCCUCCCUCAUGGUUUAAACUCAACUUUGAUGGUGUCGCUCAUAGUGGGGUUGCGACAAGAGGUGGAGUUAUAAGGGACAACUUGGGCAAUUUAGUUUUGGCCUAUGCUAACAACUUUGGUUCAUCCUCGAGUAACAUGGCUGAAGCCUUGGCACUCUUUUGGGGUCUUAAAUUGGCUCUCACUAUUGCCGCUAAAAGAGUGGUCAUUGAGGAGGAUUCUAAUCUGAUCAUUGAGGCGACUAAAGGGUUUCUAGGAAUAGCUGGAUGA